GAAAAUAAAACAGAAACAGGGCAGGCUCUGGCAUUAACUGUUGCCUGUGGCAUUCGGCAUUGUUCAGCGGUAGAGGAAACCAAAAAAAUUACAAAACAUAAAUAAACUCGUAGCCAAAAUUCCAUCUAGUAUUCUAGUAACAUGUCUGAGCAGCAAGCCUCCCUGCUGCUGCGUCGCCAGCUCACAGAGCUUCAUCGCAAUCCCGUUGAGGGCUUCUCCGCUGGCUUGAUCAACGAUGCGGACAUCUUCAAGUGGGAGGUGGUGAUCAUUGGGCCAGCGGAUACACUGUACGAGGGCGGCUGCUUCAAGGCACAUCUCAUCUUUCCCAAGGAGUAUCCGCUGCGACCGCCGCACAUGAAGUUUGUCACCGAGAUCUGGCAUCCCAACAUAGACAAGUCGGGCGACGUUUGCAUUUCCAUUCUGCACGAGCCCGGCGACGACAAGUGGGGCUACGAGAAGGCCGAGGAGCGCUGGCUGCCCGUGCACACCGUGGAGACGAUACUCCUAUCGGUCAUAUCGAUGUUGACAGAUCCUAACAGUGAGUCUGCGGCCAAUGUGGAUGCUGCCAAGGAGUAUCGCGAGGAUCAUGCCGAGUUCAAGCGCAAAGUUGCACGCUGCGUGAGACGCAGCCAGGAGGAGGUGUAGUUGGGGUUGAGAUUGAGGUUGAGGCAACAAAAAAUAAUAGCAAAAAUACUUUACAAUAAAGUUUGCGAGUUCA
Drosophila subobscura is the source of this 718-nucleotide messenger RNA. RefSeq names its product ubiquitin-conjugating enzyme E2 G1 (gene Ubc87F). Gene Ontology annotation, biological process: protein polyubiquitination; proteasome-mediated ubiquitin-dependent protein catabolic process. The record is from RefSeq and is a predicted model, not a curated record. Gene Ontology annotation, molecular function: ubiquitin conjugating enzyme activity. The transcript is spliced from 2 exons. NCBI's taxonomy places the organism in Eukaryota, Metazoa, Arthropoda, Insecta, Diptera, Drosophilidae. Bases 142 to 645 code for a protein of 167 amino acids.